CAUAAAAAAAUGGUGGGGUUUUUAAAUGGCAAAGUUCCUAAAGUAAAUCAAUAAUCUGUUAAUUGAUAAUAUAUGACUUGAUUCGGUUAAUAUGUGCCUUGAUUACUAAUCAAUUACUUUUAUAAUUAGUUUAAUUAAGUACCUACUAAAAGUUGAAGUCGUUAUGUGUUGAUAUCCGCCGGUUAUAGCGUUUAUUUAGGAACAAUUACGAUUGGAAUGUAAAAAUGGCUCUGGGACUUGGAGGAUGCACGUUUCUGAAGAAUGCUACGAUGCUGGAACAGCUCCUCGAAGAAAUCAACUUUCAGAGAACGAAGGAGAUGCGUCAAUUGAUGAAGGAUGAUUCUGGCUUCGUAGUUCUACAAGGAACGACGUAUUGGACAGAUUUGUUCGUGAGGCACUUCCUCUUCCAGGAGGAGCAGGCCAUUGACUGUGACGACCUGCUGUUCUUUGUUCGAAAACGUCAUGUGAAGGGAUCGUCGCGCUACCUGCCUAAAUACGAGACGGACGUCGAGGUGUUCCGUAAAGACUCCAAAAAACUGCCGAUCGGCGACCCGGAGAUCGACUGGGAGGAAACGGUCUACCUCAACCUGAUCGUGCACCAGUUCGACUACACGCUCACGCUGGCCAUCUGCACGCGCACCAGUCCCAAGGAGCUGCAGGUGUUGAAGCGGCACUCGCAGAAGGUCUACGCGUCUCCGAGCCGCCGCAAGAUGGACACGAAGGGGGAGGGCGAGGAGAUGACGUACCCGCAUAUCUGCUUCAUGGUCGACAACUUUGACGAGAAUGAGACUGUGAAACGGGUGUGCGUGGGUGUACCGGGACGCCGCCCCAUAGGGAGACCCAAGUACCGCUGGUCAAACGCCGUGGAAGGAAAUUUACGUGAACUCCAAGUACGGCAAGGUGUUGCUCAGCGUCGGGAUGAAUGGGAACGUUUACUGUCUGAGGCCAAGACCCACUUCGGGGUCAUGGCGCCAGCGUAG
Bombyx mandarina (wild silkworm) is the source of this 980-nucleotide messenger RNA. RefSeq lists its product as uncharacterized. The record is from RefSeq and is a predicted model, not a curated record. Lineage: Eukaryota; Metazoa; Arthropoda; Insecta; Lepidoptera; Bombycidae.